Paramuricea clavata is the source of this 7995-nucleotide messenger RNA. The record is from the annotation of a GenBank genome assembly. NCBI's taxonomy places the organism in Eukaryota, Metazoa, Cnidaria, Anthozoa, Malacalcyonacea, Plexauridae.
AAUGAAGAUAAAUCAAGGUGGUGUAAAACGUAUCGGUUAUAAGAAAUUAUUUCUGGUAUUUGGCUGUCUAUUGAUAGCUUUUUCAUUUUUCUUCAUAUUGAAACUGCAAGGUAAUCCUCUAAUAAUGUUAUACACGGUGUGUAAAAGUAUUUAGCAUUUAGCGAUGCGAAGCACAAACGUCCUCAGUGUAGUUGACACAUGGUGAGGAAAUUAAAAGGAUUAGGCGAACACGAACUUGUACAACUAAUGCAAUCCCAAUGGAUAGAGCGUUAGAGGUUUUGUCCAAGAUAUAUCGAAAUGUUAUUGUUUGUGGAUAUUGGAACGUGCUCUGCCAAAGCCAUUAUAGUCGUUAAAGGAUUGUUAUGGAUAGAUAUAGGGGCUAUUUAUUACGCGGGAGUUAGGGUAGGCCUUAAAAUGGCGCGGCAGCGUGGUUUUGUGGGCAUAAAUUUGCUCAAGAAUUUAGUUUAAGACACAUUUAUUUCUUCAAAACAUAAGGUCUGCUUCUAAGAGCGUAUCGUUAGGUAUUUUUAAAGAGUUCUCGUAUUCUUGUCUGUCUUCUGGUGACAAUCCUAUUUUAUAACGUAACACACACAUGGAAACCACUCCUUUUCGUGUCCAUAUUGAGUCACUGACAACCUGAGCAUUUUGACAGCACGUUCGCAAGGCUAAUUUCAGUCAAGGUUGACGAAGACGCAGACGUUUUCCAGGGGUGUUGAAUAGACUAGAUUAAAACAUCUUUUUGAACGUAUAUCCUAAACUAAAAAUUGUGGAAUGAAUGGUUGUUUUAGUUUGCAUGGGUAUAUGUUAUUGCUGCACAACCCUUUACUAUAAUAGCUAUAUGUUACGUAAAUCAAGGUACCUAUUUAAAUUUUAGCAUAAUUUUACGGAUUUCUCACAGCUAAUAUAAUAUUAUUUAAAAAGUAUUCGGACCAGUCCAACUCCUGUCUCACUGAGAACAGUUUUUUAGAUACAUAGACAAAAUGUAGAAAGAAAUUGAGUUUCUUAAAAUACGAAGCCUAGAAAUCUCGCCAAACUGAUUUAUAAGCGUGCCGUAAUUAUAUUUGCACAAUAAGUAAAGGACGUUCUAAUUUCUUAACGUUGCCCAGCAGCCCAGGCCAGAUUUAUGAAAAAAAAUGUGACGUGUUUUCAAAAUUUUUAGGUGUUAUGCCAGGAACAAAUACGAGUAUGAAACCAGGUACUGUGCAGUUAUAUUUCCAUACUAACAAGUAUUUAGCUACAGCAAAUUUUAUGUCUGCAAUCAGGCGUUGUAAUCACGCGGGAAUAUUACGUCACGCUAGGAAAUCAUGCGAGUUUGCGUGGCAAAAAUAAUAGACAGCACAAAGAAACACUGUCUGAACCUGGCAGACAAUCGCCGAAAUUUUAACGUGGAAUUAUGUGUUGUGAUGUCCCUUGCAAGAGUUGAAUACAAUUUGUACAAUUAAAAUAUCAGUAUUAAACUUGCAAAACAUUCAACUUGAAAAACAUAGUUGUUCCAGAUUGACGAAAAAAAAAACACAUUGUAUCAUCAUACAAAGACAACUCCACACCAGAGAUCUUCGAACUUAUCGUAUAGCCUAAGUGCACAAAUUGUGUUCUGAACUUUAUAUAGAUAAUGAAUGGGACGUGCUACAUAGAAUAAAACUGAGAAUAUACUCACAGACAGACAUGCACACAUUAACAUACAACAAGCGCCAAGUCUUGGAUCGAAGAUAAGAUGACCUGGAGAUAUUACUAUAUAUUGCACAGACAGGAAGAAAAAAAAUAAAGACGAGCAGCGAAAAUAUGAUUUUCUACGAAACAUUGGGCCAUUGGGGAGGGGGGGUGGGAUAAAUUAUGAUGGCCUGUUUUCAUUCCUUUUUUAUGUUGAAUAAAUAAAUGAACACAAUGGUGGAGAAUUUCAUACCUGCUAUAAAAUAGAAUGAUGUUUUUUCCAGAGCGUUAUUGCUGUGAGAUUGAUUUGUUUUCCCUAAUACGAUAUAUGCCAAUUCGUGUUUUUUUUUUAGAUAAAUUAGUGGCUCCAUUGCCAGUUGCUGGUUUCAAGCCAUCAAAGGAUGUCAAGUACCCUACUCCUGAUGACACAAAGUCUGGUAAAUGUUUGAAGAACUACUUUGAAGAUAUCUUGUUAAUUAUCGUUUACCAUUUUCUAUUCUAAAUUCUGAAAUUUAAAAUCGCCAAUCACCAUGCAAGGUUUAUUUAUUCAUUGUGUUUGUAUAUUGUUCUUCUACAUUAUUAUAUACAAAAUGUUUUCUUUUUUCUAAUGGCCCUGUCACACUAUUGCGUUUGAGAGAAACGCAUGAGUAGUGUAUAAAUCAUAUGUAUGGUUUAAUAUGCGCUAUAUGCCUCUCCGUAUCCAUGGCCAUGCGUAUGCCACCGUAUACAACCUAUGCCUAACGUACCCAGUUGGUGUAUUUUUAGACUUAUCUAAAGCCUUUGACACUUUAGACCACAAUAUUCUUUUUGAUAAGCUUGACCAUUACGGAAUUCGUGGAUUAGCUUUGGACUGGAUGAAGAGUUAUUUCUCAAAUAGAACACAAUACGUUCAAUUUAAUGAUUACUGUUCCUGUCCUAAUAAAAUACAAUGUGGGGUCCCACAAGGUUCUAUCCUUGGUCCGCUGCUCUUUUUAAUAUAUAUCAAUGAUAUAAUCCAUGUGUCAAGUAUAUUGGAGCUUAUCUUAUUUGCGGAUGAUACAAACUUAUUUAUUUCGAAUAAAGACCCAAUAGAAUUAACUAAUAUUUUGAAUAUUGAAAUUAGAAAAUUGUCAGACUGGUUUAAAUCAAAUAAGCUUUCAUUAAACUUAGAAAAAACAAAAUUUAUUGUAUUUAAACCAAGACAAAAGAAAUAUAAUUAUACUUUUCAAAUAAUCAUUAAUAAUGAAUAUAUUGAGCAAGUGAAAGAAACUGUCUUUUUAGGGGUAGUAUUGGAUGAGGAAUUAUCUUGGAAAUCACACAUUUCGUAUGUAGCACGUAAAAUGUCUAAAUCCAUAGGAAUAAUGUUAAGAGCCAGUUUUUAUCUACUUAAGAAAUCCUUACUCACUUUGUACUAUUCAAUUGUUUACCCGUAUAUCCAAUAUUGUAAUAUUGUUUGGGCUUCAACGUAUCGAAAUAAUCUUCAUCGUAUCAAUAUACUGCAAAAGCGAGCAAUUAGAAUUCUAAAUAAAUGUAAAUUUGAUGCACAUACAGAACCUUUAUUUAAGAACUGUUCUGUCCUUAAAGUUAAUGAUAUUCUUCUAUUUCAACUGGGUAAACUUAUGUACUCUUAUUGCAGUGGUCUUUUACCAAAUAAAUUUAAUGACAUGUUUCUAUCAAAUUAUCAAGUCCACUCAUAUAAUACAAGGAGUGCGAUGGCCAUUAGAACUCCAUUGUGUCGUACAAAUAUCCGACAAUUUUCUGUAAGAUUUCAGGGUCCAAAAUUUUUUAACUCAUUACCUAUUGAUAUUAUUAAUAUUACUUCUUUUGUUUCUUUUAAAAGAAAAUUAAAAAAUUAUUUAUUAUAAAAUAAAUAAUUACCUUAUACAUUAAAACGAUUUUUUUUAUUUCUUAUACAAAUAUCUAUAACGAAAUGAACGAAUAUUCUUUGUUACUGUGCGCUAAUAGAAUCAAGUGUGUACCUAUUUAUAAUUGGUGUGAAUUUAUAUUUAAUUAUUAUCCAUUAAUACCUACUGUACACUCAUAUUAUCCAUAAUUUAUCAAAUCUUGAAAUGUUAUUUGAUAUUUAUAUAUACUGUACCCUCGAUAAAUGAGGAAGCUUAAAUUUACAUAGGCCUUAUGGUUUCUUUUUUAAGCUUCCUCGCCACUAUUAUCAUUAAUUAUUGUAAAUAAUUUCUUUUUUCCUUACAAAAUGUUGUAAUGGUGGCAAAUUAAAUUAUUAUUAUUAUUAUUAUUAUUAUUACCCGUCUCGUAUACCAGCAUAUGAUUGAUAUUUUCCAUAUACGCUAGUACGAUACGCAAACCAUUGUCAAAGAAUUGACGGUAAAUAAUCUAGAAGUGCAAUAAAAACAAAUAAAAAACCCUCGAUUCACACCCGGAGAUUGUGUUAUCAACCGAAGCCGAACGUUGAGGUUGAGUUACACAAACUGAGGGCUUGUAAUUCGUCAUAUGACUCAUAUCUUGCGAAAACCCAAUUCAAAUUGUUUAAUUAUUCAUACCUCGCGAAAACCAUUUAAAUUGUCUAUUUUAAAAAAUGUAAAAACUUCGCACAGUAGCAUGGUUUAAAUUCGUCGAAAUAAUGACCAGUUCUUUUUCUCAUUUGCAAAAAAAUUUCCUUUUUUCUUUCAUAAGUACGUUAACAAAUAUAUUUCAAAACCUUUUGCGACAGUUUACGUUGAUAUUUCGUCUAGCUUUAUAUUAGUUUCAAGGUCGUUUCCUUUAAAUCUACAAACACCGCCGAGGUUGGUGCCAUAUUAUUUUGGUCAUGUUUCCACAUUUCGUAUUUGUGUUUUCACAGCUUGAAAUCAUAAGUAACAUUAAGUAUGAUUUUUUCAUAACAUUGAAUAUGAUUUUUCAUAUCCAGUGUUAUGACAUCUCGUUGAAUAUUAUGUCAAAACUCCAUAUUUGGUCAACUAUUUGGUAACAAGGGCAGAUUUCGUGCUCGACCAAUCAGCGCAUUUGUUUACACUUUCGCUCUCAGCUAAUCAUAAUGCAGCUAGAAACGCGAAAUUUACACCAAGGCGAACUAGAAAAUAUUGCCGUCUUCUCGGACUUCCGCGACAUUCAAUUUUAACUUUUUAAAUUUAAAACCAAAAGAUUAUGAUAUAGCACAUUAAAAUCUAAAACUUUGCCGUGGGCAUUUUUAAAUUUAACUGCAAAAAUAUAGUCGCAUGGUCGCGAUCAUACGGGAAAUCAAUACAAAACCAUUGUCGGAGCGAAUUUGCAGAAAAUCAGUCUCUCUAAACGCGUUAUCUUCCAGGUUAUGAACUACAUUGACCAAAACGAUUUUCAACAAGAGCGGAAAAGAGUUUUCCAACAAAAACGUAAAGCAGAGAAAAUAUAGCAAUUUUUAGUUUUAUUGCAGUCAAAUUAGAUUAGUCAAAUUUGUACACGCGACAUAGGGAAAAAUUUCAAACAUGGAUAUUAAUUUCCUUUCUAGGACGAAAUUUAAAAAUGCCCACGGCAAAGUUUUAGAUUUUAAUGUGCUAUAAGCCCGAGAAGACGGCAAUAUUUUCUAGUUCGCCUUGGUGUAAAUUUCGCUUUUCCUGCAUUAUGAUUAGCUGAGAGCGAAAAUGUAAACAAAUGCGCUGAUUGGUCGAGCACGACAUCUGCCCUUGUUUAUUGAGUUGAUAUGACGAGUUCACAUGGCUCUUAUCAAAAAAAGAAACGUAACGAUGUUUCUAUUAAAUAAAUACCGUAAAGUCUCGAAAGUAAGCGCCCUGCUUACUUUCGAAAUUAGUGGCCUCAAGGGGCGCUUACUUUUGAGAGGGCGCUUACUUUCGAAGAGCGCCUACUUUCGAGUUGUUAUUUUCAGCAUCGGCCAUUUUUAAAUCCAUGCUAUACAGCAUAUAUGGUAUACAUAUGGAUUAGAGAGUUUCUUUAAUUUAAGAGUUUUACUUAGAUAUGACCGGUAUAUCUAACACUAAUACCGUAAUAUCAUGAUUGCGGUAUUCCCUUUGUUCUCGCAGGGCAAUUAAUAACUAAUACACCUCAUUAUAUUCAUUUUUUCUAAUCCUACCCGCUUUUACGUCAUAUCAGGUAGAAUUAGUUCUAAUCCUACCCGAAACGACGUCAAAGCGGGUACGAUUAGAAAAAAUGAAUAUAUAUGAAAUCGCCAAAACUAAACAAAGACAUGGAAAACAAUUAUACCAUUUAAUUUAUACCAUUAUUUAUUGUUAAUUGGUUUUUAAUGCCCUGCGAGAACAACGGGAAUACCCGCAAUCAUGAUAUUACAAGGUAAUAGCAUAGAAAGAGGCGAAUUAGCAAUUGAAAACGUCCCGCCCGAUGAGGGUCGUUUAUUAAAAUUCCCUUGGGAUAGAUAAACGACCCUCAUCGGGCGGGACGUUUUAAUAGCUAAUUCGCCUCUUUCUAUGCUAUUACUUAUAAUAAAGUCUCGAAAGUAAGCGCCCUGCUUAAUUUCGAAAUUAGUGGCCUCAAGGGGCGCUUACUUUUGAGGGGGCGCUUACUUUUGAGGGGGCGCUUACUUUCGAAGGGUCGCUUACUUUUCAGAUUCUCUAGCAAGUGUUGAAAAAGGCGCUUACUUUCGAGGGGCGCUUACUUUCGAGGGGGGCGCUUACUUUCGAGACUUUACGGUAAUACCAUACCACAUAUUAUCGUGCAGCAAAAAUAAUAUUAACGAGCAGCCAAAAAUAUGAUUUUCUAGUAAACAUUGGGCCAUUUCAUCGGCCAUUUGGCGGGAGGGGAGGGGGAUAAGUUGUGAUGACCUGUUUUAAUUUCUACGUUUAAUUUUGAGUAAAUAAAUGAACACAAUGGUGGAGAAUUUCAUACCUGCUAUAAAAUAGAAUGAUGCAUGUACUAUGAUUUCCGGAGCGACUCCGCGUGGUAUGAAAAUUUCGUUAUUGCUGUGAGAUUGGCUUGUAUUCCCAAAUACGAUAUAUGCCAAUUCGUGUUUUCAUUCACACUUUUGUAGGUAAAUUAGUAGAUCCAUUGCCAGUUGCUGUUUUCAAGCCAUCAAAUGAUGUCAAGUACCAUAAUCCUGAUGACACAAAGUCAGGUAAAUGUUUUUGACGAUUUUAGAAUGGAAAAUGGUAAACGAUAAUUAACAAGAUAUCUUCAAAGUAGUUCUUUAAAAAGAACUACUUUGAAGAUAUCUUGUUAAUUAAUUAUCGUUUACCAUUUUCCAUUCUAAAAUCGUCAAUCACCAAGGUUUAUUCAUUUGUUUGUAUUGUUCUUCUAGAUUAUUAUAUACAAAAUGUUUUUUGGGGCGGUUAUUGAAAUCUGAGGCGGUUCUUGAAAAAAACCAAAACCGAAAAAGGUCAAGAAAAACCCGAAAAACCGGGUUUUUAUCUAUAAUAGGCAUAAAAUAGUGUGACACAUGUUCUUAUUAUGUGAAGAAUGUUUAAUAUAAAAAGCUUACAGCGGUAUUAAAAUAGAAGUAAGAAGACAAUGUUAAAAGAACGUAUUUACAAGUUUUCAGCUAGGAAAGUAAGCAUGUCAACAUUUUCUGGUUUUAAUUAAUGUGCUCGAGAUGGAGUACUGACCUGUCCUGCCUGUAAUCGUUCUGAUGGAGAACUGCUAGCCUGGAUCGCAAAAUACUUUCGGGCAAGCUGACAGAGCAAUGGGAAUAGAUCCAUUAGUACCAUCGCCAGGGGCUUACGCACGGAACGGCGCUCCGCGCCCUUGGCUCGGGGGCAAUACCGCAUAAUUAUUAUCGUACAGCAAGAAAAAAAUAAAGACGAGCAGCGGAAAACACGUUUGCUUUUGAGAAAAUAAAUCACAGAGUGGUUGAGAAUUUUGUUCUUACCAUAAAAUAGAAUGGUGCAUGAUUUAUUCCAGAGCGCUUCCGCGCGGUGUGAAAAUUUCAAUAUUGCUGUGUGAUUGCCUUGUUUUUUUUCUUCCAAAAACUAUAUGUGUCAAUUCGAAUGUUUCAUUCACACUUUUGUAGGUAUUGUACAUCCAUCGCCAGCUGUAGUUUCCAGCCCAUCAAAUGAUGAUAAAUACCACAAUCCAAUCGACACAAAGGCUGGUGAAUGUUUCAAGAACUACUUUGACGAUAUCCUGUUAAUUAUCAUUUACCAUUAUCCUUUCUACGACACACUUCCUUUACUCAUGUCGUUAUAUAAAGAUGCAUUUAAAAAUAUUGUGAUUUGUGGUUCAAAGGACUAUUCCGAGCACCCUAUAAUGGUGGUUGAUAUUGGCCCAGGAUAUUAUGGUUAUGAAUGUGUUGGCGAAGCUAUACGCAGGUACAGUACAGAUCGCUUAGGAAAUUACUUGUCAACAUUAUUUGGAUGGGAUGGACUGAACAUAACUGCUCUUAAUAGGUCAAUGUUGAGUGGCGUUAUGUUUUUUGGGGUUAGACGUGCCUUCCCCUUUUUAGUGCAAAGUUGA